Myxocyprinus asiaticus (Chinese sucker) is the source of this 1967-nucleotide messenger RNA. RefSeq lists its product as uncharacterized. Lineage: Eukaryota; Metazoa; Chordata; Actinopteri; Cypriniformes; Catostomidae. The transcript is spliced from 2 exons. The record is from RefSeq and is a predicted model, not a curated record. The coding region runs from base 243 to 1226 and encodes 327 amino acids.
CUUAACAUAUCUAUGAUAGAUACUGGAUUGUAUAAGAGACAGUUGGCUCAGGUUAAGUUUUGUUUCUGUUGAAAAACAAGAGCAGCUAGGAGCGUUUCUUAGAGCCCUGCCCUCACUGGCAUGGCAGUACAUAUAAGACUUCAAAACCCUGCAGAGCCUUUUACUGGCUUCGCUUUUUCCUCAAUCCACAUAGGCUACAGGGUGGAAGAAUCACACUUGCUUGGUAGAUUAAACCUCACAAAAUGGCAAACAGAAAUCAACCUGCAAAUGAUGAUGUCUUCCAUGUGAGAAUAAAUGAACGCAGAAAAAUAGAAUUCAGUCAUGAACGACACAUAAGUAUAGAAGAUCUGAGUGUCAAGCUUCCGAAGAAUGAUUCACUACUCUGUGAAUUACACAAACUUGGCAAAAAAGACAUUAAAAUUCUUCAGUAUCUGUCAAAAAAAGACAUAAAAUAUCCAACCCCCGUUGAAUUUCACAUCUCAGAGUUGACUCAUGUCACUAAUAAUGAAAACCGUGAGAAAAUCUUGGAGUCAGAAGGAUUCAAGGCUCAUGGUGAUGAGUAUAAGUUCUCGUGGUGGAGCCUGAAGAUUGAUGAAAAGAGUAUAACAGAAGCUGAGGAGCGUUAUCUAGAGAUGAAGUUUAAAAACAGAACCCAAGAACAAAUAGAUAGGCAGGAGUCAUUCCUGAGUAAAUUCACUACAUCACCUGCAUUCCAUAUUAAGAAAUCACGAUAUGGCAACUUUCGUUUCACGUUUCCUCUGACAGAACUGAUGGAAACGUACAAGAAUCAGAUGUGUGGAGGACAAGACCCAGUUCUCAGGGAAUACAAGACCAUGUUUUACUCCCAGGAGAUCAUGUACGUUGUUCUUGUUCACAGUCCUGUGGACAAUGCGAAGUUCGAGAAAUUCCCAGUUAUUGAAUCCAACCCAUUUGUGGAAUACAGGAAUGAUACAAUUAUCUGGGGAGCACAAGCCAUUUCUGAUAACCUUGCAUUCCAAUUGCAACUGAAUAAAGAAAAAAAACUAGCAGAGAUUGAACCUGUUUCCGGACAUAUAUAUUAUGUGUGGGAUCAUGUUAGCUUAGCAUUUCAUUUCAAUGAGGUCCUACAGUUCUCCAAAGAAAGGCUUACAAAGAGUCUCACUCCAUGUGAACAAGACAACAUAAAUCUUUCAGGAAGUAACCCUUUAACCUUUGAAGAAGCUAAAAAAAUAUGUGACGAUCUAUGAAGGUCUUUAUUGGACAAUGGAAGCAAAAACAUUUUUUUCAGCUCCAUGGAGUGCAUGAAAUAGAUAUCAGCAUAUAGCUUGUAGUCAGGAAUAAAUGGAAAAGGUGACGCUGAUGUGAUUUGUUUCUUGUUCAUUUUUUUGUGUUACUUGUGGUGAGGCUAAAUAAAAGAGGGUUUUAAAUGUACUUUGAUAACAGAUUAAAUCUGGGUUUAUGAAUAUAUCUUAAAAUGGUAUUGUUCCCUCUCUAUUUUUUCUUUCUUUCUGAUUAGUGUUUUGUAAUCUUGCAUAAAUAAAAAUAAAUAGAUUGCUUUGUGAAUUAUAUUAUACAAUCAAGCUGAAUCAACAAUAAUCAAGAAUCAUUUUUAGAGAUUCUUAACCUGAGAACACUAGUUUUUUAUUUUUAUUUUUUGCUAAUCUUACGUUUGAUUAUUCUUUAUGAUUGUAUAAGCCGCCCGCAUAAGAUGUUUGUGUGCAUCUGUGUGAAUGUUUAAGAAUCUUAUAAAUUCUGUAUAGAUUAUGUAAACUGGUUUUGCAUAUGCAUAUGAUUACAAAUUACUUUUCAUGUUAAGUUAGUUAGCUCCUUGAACUCAUCAGCAACCUGUUUGCUGACUUCUGACUUUAAAAUGUCAAGAACGAUUAGUUUUAAUUAAACUCUCAAUUGAUUGCAGCUCUGACUCUUCGUUGUUCAUACUGGUCACCCUGCUGGAUCACUCCAAUAAUCUGCUCAUGUUGAUUAUAAAA